UUAGGAUUGCCAAAUAAAAAUCGAUCGGUUUGCUACCUGGAUUCGUUUCAGUUUACAUGGCUUAACCAGGAAGAAGAGAACAACAAAAGCGGCAACAAGACGAAACGAAAACGGAGUAAAAGAAAAAGAAACGAAAAAACCAGUAAACUAGGAAGAGAAAGAGAGGGAGAGAGAAAAGCCCGCGAAGGGAUAGAGAGAGAGAGAGAAAGCGCGGGGGCGCGAAGCGCAACGACAGCAACAGCAAGCGGCGCACCCAUCACCCACCCCUCCUCUCCUCUCCUCUCCGAUCCCCAAAUCCCUCGCGCCACCGCCCCCAUGGAUCACCACCACCUGCCGCCGCCGCCGCCGCGGUCGCCGAUGGAGAACUCCGCCUCCUCCAAGCCCCCAACCCCGGCAUCCACCCCGUCCUCCCGCCUCGCCUCAGCGCCCUCCUCCCGCCUCUCGUCCGCGCCGCCGCACCCCUCCCCGUCGUCCUCCGCGCCCACGCCGGCCUCGCGGACCGUCUACAGCGACCGCUUCAUCCCCAGCCGCGCCGGAUCCAACCUCGCGCUCUUCGACCUCGCCCCGUCGCCGUCCCACGACGCCGCCGCCGCGGUGGUCUCCCCCGGUGCGCCGCCCUCCGGAUCUACGCCGGCCUCGUCGCCCUACUGCGCCCUCCUCCGCGCCGCGCUCUUCGGCCCCACCACGCCCGACCGGGUCGCGUCCUCGGCGUCCGCGUGCUCCUCCUCCUCCUCGGCCGGGGCGUCGCCGGUGGGGUCACCAGCCACCGGCAACAUAUUCAGGUUCAAGGCGGAGGUGCCCCGGAGUGCUAAGCGCGCUCUUUUCUCCGACGAGGGCGACGAGGGCGUGCUGUUCCCCGGCGUGUUCACCACCAGGGGCACCGGCCCCAGGAAGAUACCUAGGUCGCCCUAUAAGGUGCUGGAUGCUCCCGCAUUGCAGGAUGACUUCUACCUGAACCUUGUGGAUUGGUCUUCGCAUAAUGUCCUUGCAGUUGGAUUAGGGAAUUGUGUAUACUUAUGGAAUGCAUGCAGCAGCAAGGUCACUAAGCUAUGCGAUUUGGGAGCGGAUGACAAUGUUUGCUCUGUGGGUUGGGCGCAGCGUGGCACUCACCUUGCUGUAGGGACGAACCAAGGCAAAGUUCAGGUGUGGGAUGCCACUCGUUGCAAGAGAAUAAGAACCAUGGAAAGCCAUCACAUGCGAGUAGGUGCUCUUGCAUGGAAUUCUUCACUGCUUUCUUCAGGCAGUCGUGACAAGAGCAUCCUUCACCAUGAUAUACGUGCCCAGGACGAUUAUAUUAGUAAACUUGCUGGGCAUAAAUCUGAGGUUUGUGGGCUCAAGUGGUCAUAUGAUAACCGUCAGCUUGCAUCUGGUGGUAAUGACAACAGACUUUUUGUAUGGAAUCAACAUUCAGUACACCCAGUAUUAAAGUAUUCUGAGCACACAGCAGCUGUCAAAGCUAUUGCCUGGUCACCUCAUCUACAUGGGCUUCUUGCAUCUGGUGGAGGAACUGCAGAUAGAUGCAUACGAUUUUGGAAUACAACCACAAAUAUGCACUUAAAUUGUGUGGACACAGGCAGUCAGGUGUGUAAUCUUGUAUGGUCAAAGAAUGUUAAUGAGCUUGUGAGCACACAUGGAUAUUCUCAGAAUCAGAUAAUUGUUUGGCGAUAUCCAACAAUGUCAAAGCUCGCCACACUGACAGGUCAUACAUAUAGAGUAUUAUAUUUAGCCAUCUCCCCAGAUGGACAGACUAUAGUAACUGGCGCUGGUGAUGAAACACUCCGGUUUUGGAAUGUCUUUCCGUCUCCGAAGUCCCAGAGUUCUGACAGCCUAAGUAGCAUUGGGGCCACAUCAUUUGUUAGGAGCUACAUCCGGUGACACUGAAAUGUAGUAAUGUAAUAACACUGGGCUUAUAACACUAUUGCAGCACCAGUGUUGAUGAGCAUCAACAUCAUUCCAUUUGUACCACUUGCUUCACCAGUUCAUGAACCAUCAAAGCUAGCCGAAUUUUAGAGAUAGCAGGAUGCAGAAUGGUGAAACUGGCUCGAAGACCUGGUAGUGGCUCAUUUGCUGAACGUUGUACAUAUUUAUUCAUUGGCCUAGUAGGAGUGCAGAUGAUAAAAUAUUUGUUUCGCGGAAA
Messenger RNA from Oryza brachyantha (malo sina), 2137 nucleotides. Its product is annotated as protein FIZZY-RELATED 2-like. Gene Ontology annotation, biological process: positive regulation of anaphase-promoting complex-dependent catabolic process; positive regulation of ubiquitin protein ligase activity; anaphase-promoting complex-dependent catabolic process. The record is from RefSeq and is a predicted model, not a curated record. The coding region runs from base 316 to 1875 and encodes 519 amino acids. NCBI's taxonomy places the organism in Eukaryota, Viridiplantae, Streptophyta, Magnoliopsida, Poales, Poaceae. Gene Ontology annotation, molecular function: ubiquitin ligase activator activity; protein binding; anaphase-promoting complex binding. The transcript has 10 exons. Gene Ontology annotation, cellular component: anaphase-promoting complex.